Galeopterus variegatus (Sunda flying lemur) is the source of this 894-nucleotide messenger RNA. RefSeq names its product P2X purinoceptor 6-like. The coding region runs from base 1 to 894 and encodes 297 amino acids. The transcript is spliced from 8 exons. NCBI's taxonomy places the organism in Eukaryota, Metazoa, Chordata, Mammalia, Dermoptera, Cynocephalidae. The record is from RefSeq and is a predicted model, not a curated record. Gene Ontology annotation, cellular component: nuclear inner membrane; plasma membrane. Gene Ontology annotation, biological process: monoatomic cation transmembrane transport; response to ATP. Gene Ontology annotation, molecular function: purinergic nucleotide receptor activity; extracellularly ATP-gated monoatomic cation channel activity.
AUGGGCUCCCCAGGGGCCUCAGCAGGCUGGGGGCUUCUGGAUUACAAGACGGAGAAGUAUGUGAUGACCAGGAACUGGCGGGUGGGCAUCCUGCAGAGGAUGCUACAGCUCGGGGUCGUGGCCUAUGUCGUGGGGUGGGCCCUUCUCACCAAUAAAGGCUACCAGGAGCGGGACCUGGAUCCCCAGAUUUCCAUCAUCACCAAACUCAAAGGGGUUUCUGUGACUCAGAUCAAGGAGCUUGGGAACCGGCUGUGGGAUGUGGCUGACUUCGUGAAGCCACCGCAGGGAGAGAACGUGUUCUUCUUGGUGACCAAUUUCCUUGUGACGCCAGCCCAAGUUCAGGGCAGAUGCCCAGAGGGUGGCUCUCUGGGCAUCAGUGUCCACUGGGACUGUGACCUGGACGCCGGGGACUCUGACUGCUGGCCACAUUACUCCUUCCAGCUGCAGGAGAGGAGCUACAACUUCAGGACAGCCACUCACUGGUGGGAGGCCCCAGACGUGGAGGCCCGAAGUCUGCUCAAGCUCUAUGGAAUCCGCUUCGACAUCCUUGUCACCGGGCAGGCAGGGAAGUUUGGGCUCAUCCCCACGGCCAUCACACUGGGCACUGGUGCAGCAUGGCUGGGCCUGGUCACCUUCCUCUGUGACCUGCUGCUGCUGUACGUGGACAGAGAAGCCCAUUUCUAUUGGAGGAUGAAGUAUGAGGAGGCAAAGGCCCCAAAGGCAACUGCCAACUCUGUGUGGAACGGGCUGGCUUUCACACUCCCAAGCCAGGCUGCCCAGGUGCCUCAGAUGGGGUCUAGUUCCCCCGCAACAGCCGGUGCUGCUGACAGCCAGACACCGACACCAGGGUGGCCCCGUCCAGGCUCUGGCACCCACUCACCAGCCCAUUCCUGA